Molecule: messenger RNA, 6758 nt
Organism: Stegastes partitus (bicolor damselfish)
Lineage: Eukaryota; Metazoa; Chordata; Actinopteri; Pomacentridae
Gene: col17a1b
Product: collagen, type XVII, alpha 1b
Exons: 55
Coding region: 424-5874 (1816 amino acids)
Biological process (GO): extracellular matrix organization
Molecular function (GO): extracellular matrix structural constituent conferring tensile strength
Source: RefSeq, a predicted model, not a curated record
UCCACCUCCUCCUCCCCAAAAAAAGUUUGGUGACUGAAGCAGCGAGCAGCAGAAGCAGCAGGAGGAGUUCAUCACUUUUCUCUUCUUUCUUUUUUUUCACAGUCGACUAUCUGUGUCUGCGGGGCUGAGACUGACGGCUUAAUUGGUUCCCUGAGGCGCUGUUUUCUUUUUUAAAUUCAGCUUUCCGUGCCGUCUACUACACCUGCCUGCCAAGCUGCAGCGCUGAUGGGCGCGGCUGGGACCGGUGCCCAAAUCUCUGUUUUGACUUGCCUGGGAAAGUUGAGCGAAAAGGCACAAAAGGACCGAGGAGUUUAAGAACAUCCCUGCAAGACGCGUCAGCCUCACAUAAACUUAUUGUUCCUCCAGCGGAUCAUCCUGAGAGGAACUUCUUCAUUUGUUCGAGCUGGCUGAAGAUAAGAUGGGAUGGACGAGUUAACGAGGCAGAUGGACAUCUCGGGAGAAAGGGCAGUUGUGACAGAAACCGUAACCACCACAACCAGGCUGACUUCUCUCCCACCAAAGGGAACCAGCGGAUCAAAUCACAGGAAUAUGUCCAGCAGUGCUGGAGGGCUGGGCUUGGAGAAGAAUGUCUUAACCCAGAACAGCAGUGGAACUUACUUCUCUACAUCCGCUGUCGGCGUGAACGGCGGUAGCUACAGCUCCUCCUCAGGAAUCUUCGCCGGAGGAGACUCCUCGGGAGGAGGCGAAGGUGGAGGGAGCUACAUAGAUGGAGAAAGCUACGGAAGUGUCAGCAGAGGAGGAGGUGGAGGAGGAGGAGGAGGUGGCGGAGGCGGCGGAGGGGGCAGUUAUCUCGUGAGCUCCGUGACAAAGGUCCGGUCCAGCUCGUCGGGCGGUGCCAGGAGGACGCAGACCGCUGGCUCAUCAGGAGGCCUGUCGCCAGCUUUCCGAGAGAGGAAGACCAUAUCCAGCCGCUCGGGAGGUUAUGACGGGAGCUCCAGUGCUAACUCCUCUCCAGAAUUUUCACGCAAAGAUUAUGGAAACUAUUGCUCCAGCAGCACGAGAGGGAGGAGCGAGAGCAGAGAGAGCGAGAUCAGAGCCAGAUUACAAAGUGCCUCCCCGACCGCCUGCAGAUGGACGGAGCUGGACGACGUGAAGAAGCUGCUGAAGGGACGCUCCAACAGCGUCAGCCCCACGCGCUCCUCCUGCGCCUCCAUCACGCUGCCUGUCCCUAAGAAGGCCAGCGUGGAGACCAAGACCGUCUCGGUGGCCUCCCAGUCAGCAGUUUCCUCCUCAUUUGGCUCUGGUGCCAGAUCAGGCUUCAACACCAUUGACAUAUCAGGCCUGUAUGAUAACGGUCUGACAUCUGGCCAGCUUGACACUGGUGUCAAAACCAGCCAAUAUGACGUCACUGUGACGUCCGGCCAGUACGAUACUGGUGUCAAAUCCAGCCAGUAUGAUGUCAGUCUGAAAUCAGACCGCUACGAUACGGGUCUAAAGUCUGGACAAUAUGAUGCCAGUCUGAAAUCAGGCCAGUACGACACUGGCAUGAGGUCAGGUCAGUAUGACACGCUGGACGCCAUUCUUCCCACUUUCUCGUGGUCCACGUCCACGCUGCCCUCCACCUCCACCACGGUCGUCGCUGGCAACACCAGCAGCUACUCCUACCAGGUCGGCACCAACAACAUGGCGGGAGGCACCUUGCCGCUCAGCGCCACCUCGCCCUCGUCCCUGUCAGUUUACGGCUUUCAGAACAAUCUGGCGCCCACCUCUGCCAGCGUCCUCACCACCAACGGAACCAAUAUCAACGCCAACCUCGGGGGAUAUGGUGUUCAGAAGAACGUGUCAAACGGCGGCACCAUCAUCAGCACUGGAGUUUCUACAACCGCUAGAUCCCAAACUGAUGAUUCCUAUAAGCAAGGCUACAAGUUCAUUUUGUCUGAGAAGGAGAACGUUCCAGCCAAGAGGGACACAGAAUUGCUCAUUUUGGCAAAAGACAGCGGAAAGCAGUUCACCAGCAGCAGCAGCGUCCAUGUAGGAGGAGGUUCUCUGUCAGGAGAUUCAAUAAAGAAGGAGAAGCUUAUUUCCAGCUACACUGAGACGAUGCCACUCAAGUCAGAGACAGGCAACAGUUACUAUGGAUCACCUGGAGUUGUAAUGAAAGACAAGGCCACCUAUGCAGAGAUCCACAGGGACAGCGGCAUGUUCGGAGGCGGUGGAUUUUGCUGCUGCUCCGACUCGUGCUGCUCCUGGUGGAAGUGGCUGCUGGGUCUCCUCCUCCUCUCCCUGCUCCUGCUGGGACUCCUGUUCGGCCUCAUCGCCCUGGCUGAGGACGUGAGAAAGCUGAAGAAUCGAGUGGCGACGCUGGAGGCCGAGUCCUCGGUCACCGCUGCUCGCACCAGUCGACUGUCCGGUAACUCCAACGACAUCAACACCUACGUUGUGGAAGGCGGAGGAGCCGGCGGCACCUCUGACAACACGCUGUACCUGGGAGCUGGUGGUACUGGUGGAGGAUCAGGCUCCAGAACACGAAUCGGGGUUGCUGCUGGUGCUGGUGGUGGCUCUGCUGGUACCAAUGGCGUCGACAUCAGCCUUGGAAGUGCCGGUGGUGGUACAGGUGCUGGUACUGCAGGUGCUGGUGCUGUUGCUGGUGGUGUUGCUGGUGGUACUUCUGGUGCCAGGGCUGGAGCUGCAGGCGCCGGUUCCAGUGGCGGUGCUGGUACCAGUUUCCAUGGCAGUGCAGGCACCGGUGCUGGUACCAGUUUCCAUGGCAGUGCAGGCACCGGUGCUGGUACCAGUUUCCAUGGCGGCGUUGGCGCUGGUGAAAGCGGUACCAGCUUUAGCACCAGCACUGGCCUCGGGGCCGGUGUGGGCGGAGGACACGUGGACUCUGCUGCCCUUCAGAUGACCAUCCAGCACAUGUUAAGAUCCGAAAUGCAGUCACAGACAUUCAGAGCUUUUCUAGCAUCCUCGGUGCAGGGAGAGAGAGGACCACCUGGACCUAAAGGGGACACUGGACCUAAAGGAGAUCAUGGUUUCCCUGGAUCUCCAGGUGCUCCGGGUAUAAUGGGUCACGCAGGUCCUGAGGGUCCCAAAGGACAGAAAGGAAGCACAGGUGAUCACGGACAGGAGGGACAACAAGGUCUCAGGGGUCGUGAGGGCCCAGUUGGACCCAGGGGAGAGCCCGGACCUCCAGGGUUUGGACUUAAAGGUGAAAGAGGUCCUACUGGAGAGCCUGGGGUUACUGGUCCUGUUGGACUUGCUGGUGCUCCCGGACCGAAAGGCUCAGCAGGAAUUCCCGGGAUCCCAGGCACACCAGGUCAACCAGGAUCUCAGGGCUUCCGAGGCGAAGCAGGACCACCUGGACCUAAAGGUGACAGAGGACUUGCUGGCUUCCAAGGAAUGAAAGGUGACGCUGGUGAGAGAGGUCCCACAGGUAUCAAAGGUGAUCCUGGUUUGCCAGGUCUGCAUGGUGAGAAAGGAUCUAAGGGAUCAAUGGGAAUUUCUGGACAAGAUGGAUCAAGAGGUGACCAAGGCCAUGCUGGACCACCUGGACUCAGAGGUCCUGCUGGGCCUCCUGGAGAUGCUGGACUUCCAGGAACACCUGGGCUUCAAGGACCACCAGGGAUUGCAGGGAAUCCAGGACGACCUGGCAGCAAAGGUGACCCUGGUGAGGCAGGAAGAAUCAUCAAUGCAGCUGGCUCCACCUCUGUUGGCAUCCCAGGACCACCCGGGCCUGCUGGUCCCCCCGGCCCUGCAGGACCUCCAGGAUUAUCAGGUCCCAUUGGCCCUGCUGGUCUUCCUGGCCAACCUGGUUCUAAGGGCGACAGAGGGUUCAAGGGAGACGCAGGAGAACCAGGAAUAUCAGUGAGCAGGAGUGAGAGAGUGAGCUCCAGCAGGGCAGAGAGGCAGUUUGGUGCUAAUGGAGGCGCCGCACUUCCUGGCCCACCCGGCCCACCAGGUCCACCCGGGCCCCCAGGCCAGCCAGGUUACGGAAGACCAGGACCUAAAGGAGACAAAGGAGACCCAGGCUUUUCAUCCAGCUCUGGAUCAUAUUAUCCUGGACCACCAGGACCACCCGGGCCUGCCGGGCCUAAGGGAUCAGCAGGUUCUCCUGGACCGAGGGGAUACCAAGGUGAACAAGGCCAGCCAGGUGUGCCAGGUAGUCCAGGAAGACCAGGAGUCUCUGAGACAGUGUCGAGUUAUGGUGGAGGACGUGGGAUCCCUGGACCACCAGGUCCACCAGGACCUCCAGGACUUCAAGGACCUAUGGGACACAAAGGGGACACUGGAGCUCCUGGGAUUCCAGGCUCUUCAAGAGGCGGAUCAGUCUCAGGUCCUCCUGGUCCUCCAGGUCCUCCUGGGCCUCCUGGCCUGCCAGGCUCCUUUGCUUCCUCUAAUGACAUGCGGCAAUACGUUACUGACUAUCUAGGUAGAAUGAGUCAGAGUGGUAUCCCUGGACCUCCAGGUCCACCUGGACCUCCAGGAAUCCCUGGAACCUUCUCAGGCUCUAUGGAGGACAUCUCUGCCCGCAUCAUUGCAUACCUGCGACGUUCAGAUUCUGGCUUCAGCUUUGGCGGUCAGGGUCCUCCAGGACCACCUGGUCCUCCUGGACCUAGCUCCGGAUCCUUCACAGUCAAUGCUCUCAUCACCAUGCUUCAGAGAGAUGAUGUGAGAAGAUAUUUGUCUGGACCACCUGGGCCACAAGGACCACAAGGACCACAAGGGCCACCAGGGCAGCCAGGAGCAUCUGGGGCAUCUGGGGCAUCAGGUGGACAUUCAGGAAAUUACAGAGUAGAAGAAGUAGCCCAAUAUGUCAUCAACAUCAUAAAUGAGAGAGGGCUUACUAGAGGGCCACCUGGGCCACAAGGUCCUCGUGGGCUUCCUGGGCCUCCUGGUGCUGGAGGCUCUGGCUUCAGUACCGCUACGAUCGACUAUUCUGCACUGAUGAGAAAUGCAGACUUCCGCUCAUGGAUGAACUCUAAUGUACAACAAGGUCCUCCUGGUCCUCCGGGAACUCCAGGCCGAGCUGGCCCUGCUGGCCCUCCUGGCCCUCAGGGGCCACCAGGAGUGUCCAGUUCCACUGUGUAUGGGUCUGGAGGUCAUGGCUACAGCAUGGAGGACAUUCAGCGUUACCUGCAAAAUUCUGGCUUCAGAGGUCUUCCUGGCCCUCCUGGUCCUCAGGGUCCACAGGGACCGCAGGGUCCACCAGGUGGUUUCUCUGGAUCGGUUUCUUAUGGUGGAAACUUCCCUCGGGAGAGCAUCCGCGCUGAAGUUCAGGAGUAUCUGACCAGUGACAACAUCCGCCGGGCCAUCGUCGGGCCUCCAGGGCCUCAGGGUCCAAGGGGUCAGAAGGGAGAACGUGGAGAACGUGGAGAGCCGGGUUACAUCCAGGGCUACACACAGGGCCAGAGCUACGCUCAGAUUGACCCUCGCUACGGCUCCGGCCGAAGAGACCUUGAUGUCAGCAAGCUCACAGAGACUCUGGACUACUCCAGUGUCGCCAUGAAAGUUACUGACUACAUCAAGAAUCAAGGCCUGCUUCAAGGCUACCUGGUUGAGGGUCCUGCAAGGGCGAAUGUCAGAGCCAUCCAAGGCCCCCCUGGUCCCCCCGGCCCUCCCGGACCAGCUGGCUACAGCCGCGUCAUCGGAACCUACGGCAAUGUCACAGCUGACCUCAUGGACUUCUUCAGAACCCAUGGCACCAUCCCCGGCCCUCCUGGAGUCCCCGGACCACAGGGAGACCGAGGCUACCCAGGACCCAAAGGAGACAAAGGUGAUCCCGGACGCCCAGGUUUACCCGGAAUACCAGGCUCAUACUCUCUCCAGAUCCCACACAGAGUCCAGAAGAGGGAUGCAGAAAACAAAGUGGUCGGCCGUCGUCAGAGGAAUCGCCGUCAAGCCAGAGGUGGCUAAAGGGUUAACGUACUACUGCAACAUGUCACGUUUCAUUUCAGUUUUUCUUGUCUUUUUUCUUAGGUGUUCAACUGUACCGAUACAAGUAGUAAGAAAAAAAAAACAAAACUCUUUAUUGAUGCCAUCUGUAGAAAAGUCAGUUUAAGAAAAUAAAAGCAGCCAUAAAAAUGCAUCAGUGUCUUUAACACGGCUUCAGUAGAGGUAGAGAUUCAACUGCUGGUCAGUGUUUUCGUGACACAGACUUCAUCUUUUUCGACAUGUGGGUGUAUAAUGUUUACUUUGCUUGAUUAGAAGCUUGCAUUCCGACCUUUUUUUUUUCCAGGGGCAGCUUUGUUUAAGAGAAUAUAUAUUUUUAAGCAACAACUAGCAGCCGCUGAUAUUUUAUUUGCUUUUUUUUUUUUCUCCACUGAGUGUCUGGUGUAUUAUUUUUUUUGUAACUGUUGUCGUAUGAGGAUUAUAUUGUUUUGAGGACUAUAUCAGUGCUAAAUGCAUUCAUUUUUCAUUCACCCCAAACAAAUUACCAAACAACAUGCUCUUUAUAAAGCGUGAAGCUGGCGGAUCAGUCAGAGUGAGGGUCAGUUCUAAACGAGGGUUAUAGGGAACAGGUUUAAUUGAAAGCUCUGUUGGUAAGGGAAGACAUAAAUCAAGUUGGUUGCAUGGUUGAAAGACAGCGACUCAGAUGAUCACUCAGAAAUAACUGGCUGGAUUGUAUAUUUUUGUGUGAAAGCGCACUGAAUUUGAUAUAUAUUUUCUUUAUACCUUUAAGUGUUAGAAAGAUUAAAUUAUAAAAUGUUCCCAGAUUAUGUUUUACAUGAUUGAACUUAUUGACAUUUGAUCGAUAUGUCUGAAAGACACAAAAAAUAAAUCUAUUUUUGGAUUUGUGA